GCGUUCGGCUGCGGUGCGUGCCUGCUCAGCAGCAGUGUGUCCAACAUGGCGGCAAUCCGCAGACAUUAUCGCUUCCCCGUCUUCGGUGUUGUCCGCUUUACCGACCGCGAGCUCACCGUCUGAGGGGCCCGAGGCGCACCGGAGAAGACAUGGACGGCCUGGGCAACGCUAAUGUGCCGCUAGGCAGCGACGAAACCGCCGGAGACGAGGACGACGAGGAGUCUUCUUCCUCCACCGCGCGGGCCGGAGUCGACUUGCAAGCCGAGCUAGACAACUUCCGCGCCCGAUGGCGAGACGAGCUCACUGCGAGCCCAGGACUGUCCCAUGAACAGCAGCAGCGGCGUAAGCGACAGGACAGCGAGUCGGAUGACGACUUCAACCAGGACCUGGAGGAACGCGCCAAGCGGCUGUUCCUGAAGGGGGUGUCAGCCGAGCAGGAUGGGAACCUGUACGAAGCUGUCAAGUUCUACAAACAAGCUAUCCAGCUUGUACCCGACAUCGAGUCCCACAUCACGGACUACGCCGAGCGGAAAUCUGACGACGACUCGGAUUCCUCGGAUGAGGAGGAGGACCUGUCCAGCCCGGACAUGGAGGACGCAGACCUGCUGUCCCAGUUCCACCGUCUCACAGUGUCCGACGGGCGUCUGUGCCAGGCGAAUCUCCCGCUACGCCAGACUCACAUCUCUGCUCUGCCUGCUGAACUGCUUACCUAUAUCUUCAGAUGGGUGGUGAGCAGUGAUCUGGACAUGCGUUCCCUGGAGCGUCUGGCGCUGGUGUGUCGAGGGUUCUACGUGUGCGCGCGGGACCCUGAGAUCUGGCACCAGGCCUGCCUGCGAGUCUGGGGCAUCAACUGUGGUACCCCGUCCCAGUAUGGCAGCUGGAGGGACAUGUACAUCAACAGGCCACACUUCAGAUAUGAUGGUGUAUACAUCAGUAAGACGUCGUACGUGCGGCCAGGAGAGCAGGGCCUGGACACGUUCUACCGCCCGUUCCACGUGGUGGAGUACUACCGCUACAUGCGCUUCUUCCCGGACGGGACCAUGCUGCUCCUCACGUGCGCCGAUGAACCACACGUAGUCGUGCCCAAGCUGCGAGGGAAGGGCGCCAGUGUGACGGGCAUGUACACCGGACACUACCGACUACAAGGUGACAAGAUGGCUGCUUACUUGAAGAAGCGUAACCCCUACGAGCAGAACCAGUACUACCGGUACACCCGGGGUUACCUGAGGUCGCGGGAGGCUGUGUCACAGACGGAGCAGAGCUUUCAGGUGGAGAUGAGACUGGCAGAUGUGGGACAGCGUAAGAACGCCAAGCUGAUCUGGGUGCGAUACUCGUGCCAGAUCCUGAACAAGCGUACGCGAACCACGUCCGUCACCGACUUCGACCUCGACAAGAAGUACCCGCCACUGGUCUUCUCACGUGUCAAGAGCUACACGGCGGCCGCAUCAAGCCCGCUGUAGGAGGAAUGGAUGUCAAAACUGCUGCAAUAGACCGAUCCUUAGGCAUAGGGAAAAAACUUUUGUGUUUCCAUUUUCCUGAGCAAUCCUAGCAAAAAAUUGUCUUUGUUUUCUUUUUGGUCAACUGCUGACAAAGCCGUAAAAUCUGAAUUUCAAAUCCUCUGAAAUGUUACUUCAUGCAUUUUCACAAGCAAAUUUUUAUUCGGGAGAGACAUUUGUUCCUUCCCCUCAAGCAAAGGGAGGGACGGGUCCUUGAGACAGUCCUGGUCCUGAUUCAUUUCUGUAAUACAGUGUUAAAAUGUAUUUGAUGGAUCACUUUCACAACAGAGGUGGGUGGGGUUAUGGGAUUCGGUCUACAAUCCUUUUCACUGUCAUUUUCCUUACUUUGUCUUAUAGUCAAAGACAAAAGUAAUGCAUGAUGCAUUGAUGAAUGAUUUUUUUUCUCUGGCAUCUUCAAAAAAAUAUUUUUUUCUGCCAUUUGAGUUCACUCUUGUUUUGAUAUCUGUACAUUUUGGUUCUUCAGAAUCCAUAUUCUAUUGGAUUUUCAACUUAUUCAAGCAAAGCAGCUGUGUGGAAUAAAAAGUACUUCAAGUGUAAAUUAAAAACCCAAAAUACAUGCACAAUCCUUAAAAAUUGAGAUUUAAGUCAGCAAGCUCAAUGGCAUAUCAAUUCGAAGGGUAUGAAAUUGUUUUUGGAAUUCAACUACUUCAUACACAAGUACUGUCAUUUCAAAUAACUGGGGUAGAGUGUGUGUGAGAGGUAAAGGAAAAAACGCUGGAAGCAAGAUGAAGAAAAAAAUAGACCAUAAAAAAAUCAAGUCAAAGGUAGCAAAAAGACCCAAAAUUACUUUUUGUCUGUCCUUCAAAAUUAUGUCCUUGCAAAUCAUGACUUGUCACUGAGACCUUUAAUUUUAACUUUUUAAACACUUUAAGAUAUAAAGAACUUAUGUCUCAAAGAAUUUGGUGGGAAUAAAUUCAUUAAAAGACUGAUAUAAAAUGGUUGGCCAUUCUUUAAGCAGUUGGGCUGUCAAAGAGUUCUCUAUCAGUUGGUGGUGUUGGUAUUUAGGAGUGAAUGUUUUUCCACCCCUAACCAGCUACAUGGUGACUAAAUCAUCUUUUUACUGACAUGACUAUUUUGCUUGUAAUGGAGAUCAGUUGGUGUGACUUCUUUCUCUUGUGAAAGAAUAUCUGAUCAAGACCUGGACAGCUUGAGCUUGUAUUGCACAGACCAGCUCAUCCCUUUUCAAAAGGUUUUGUGACCUGUGGUCAGUUGACAUGAGGAUAGCAACAGACUUGCCAUGUUUUGCUUUGCAAAGGUGUCAGAGCAUACCAAAAAGUUGUA
Molecule: messenger RNA, 2798 nt
Organism: Branchiostoma belcheri (Belcher's lancelet)
Lineage: Eukaryota; Metazoa; Chordata; Leptocardii; Amphioxiformes; Branchiostomatidae
Product: F-box only protein 9-like
Exons: 7
Coding region: 150-1460 (436 amino acids)
Biological process (GO): SCF-dependent proteasomal ubiquitin-dependent protein catabolic process
Cellular component (GO): SCF ubiquitin ligase complex
Molecular function (GO): protein binding
Source: RefSeq, a predicted model, not a curated record